AUGGUAGCUAGAACAUCCAGUUUCGCCAGUGCCUCCUCCAGGCUCCCUGCACUUACCCUAUCGCCCGCACGCCUCAUGAUCACUUCUCAAUUCACCAAACCACAACUGCCCCCAAAAAGUCUUGAUCUCUCAGGCCAAACAGCGAUUGUAACUGGCUCCAACAAUGGCAUCGGUUUGGCUUCCGCCAAGCUUUUUCUCAAGCAUGGGCUGAGCCACCUCAUCAUCGCUGUUCGUUCAGAAGCGAGAGGUAAUGAGGCAGCUCAACAGUUGAGAGGAAUUGCUUCGGACGCAGAGAUUGAAGUUUGGAAACUUGAUAUGGGAAGUUAUAUCUCAAUUGACGCGUUUGUGAAGCGUUGCGAAACGCUCCCCCGUCUUGACUAUGUCAUUCUCAAUGCCGCCAUGGGUAACGCCACUCUCCGAAUCAACGAGUCCACUGGUCAUGAAGAAACUAUUCAGGUCAAUUUCUUGUCUACUAUGUACCUCUCCGUCCUUCUUCUACCUCUACUAAAGAACAAAAAAUCUUCACCAUCGAAACCGGGACGAUUGACUGUCGUCAGCUCAGGAAGUUCGAUGCACUGCGAGCUACCUGAGGCAAGGUCAGACCCAUUGAUCCCCGCUUUCGACUCUGAAGCAACCUUUGAUGGAAUGCCGCACUACGCCAAGUCGAAACUUCUUGGACAACUGUUUAUCGAUAAGCUAGCGCGUCACGUCGACCCUCAAGACGUCAUCAUCAACUGCGUCGAUCCGGGAUUUACCAAGGGCACUGGUCUCUUGGAUAACGCGCCGAUAGUCAUGAAAAUCUUCAUGACUAUCAUGGCGAGGAUUCUCGGGCGUACUCCAGAACAAGGCGCUUCAACCUAUGUUGAUGCUGCCAUCAUCAAGGGAGAAGAAACGCAUGGGUCAUACUUGAUGGACUGGCGAAUUUAUCCGUGA
Messenger RNA from Fusarium poae, 933 nucleotides. RefSeq lists its product as uncharacterized. The record is from RefSeq and is a predicted model, not a curated record. Bases 1 to 933 code for a protein of 310 amino acids. The transcript has a single exon. Lineage: Eukaryota; Fungi; Ascomycota; Sordariomycetes; Hypocreales; Nectriaceae.